AUGCCUUGCCGUGCAGCUCCUCCUCCACCACCACCGCCACACUCGACCCUGGAUCUUUCACCUUCUCCAGCAUCGCUUUCAAAUCCACUCGUCUACCGGUUACGAACGUGCUGCCUUCAAGAGUUUCUUCCAAAGGUGUCAAUCGUCCAAAAAAAAUCAUCGACAAGACCCUAUUGCUCCUGUUUCAGUUCGUCAUCCUUCCAUCGACAUAACUGCGACAACAGCAGUACUUCCCACUCUUCUUCUUCUGCCAUCCCUUCCAGUCGUCACUCUCGCUCGGUUGCAACACAAUUGAGCCUAUUGUUGAAUGAUGGCUCUACCAACGCAUCAACCAUUCUCUCUGCAUCAUCCGCUUACCAUAUCAGCGAUGAUUCCUCCCUUCUCGACUCACAGGAAUCUACCCCUUCAAGUCUAUCUACAAUUCUCUCACGGUGGCAGCCACCAGCAUCCAGUAUCCCACUUACUCAAUUGCAGCCAGCCCUUGCUCACCGUCUCCUUAAAUGGGCAUUAUCAAAAGAUCUAGUAAAAUUGCCAAUGAAAAAAGAGCAAGGACCAGAGGGCGCUAAAGAUACUGAUGUCGACACGGCUAUCGAUCAAACAUUGGGAGACAAUCAGGCUCAGCAACAGUCUACAUCGCUCGCCGUUGCAGGGCAGGGUUACGCCACUGCUCACGAUCUUGUAUGGCCCGAAGGUGAUUAUUUCAUGGCCAAAAAGACGUUCAUCCGCGAGGGGGUUGCACAUUUAAAACGUGGACGACGUUACAUAUUUGUGGAACCUGUCCUUGGUCCUGCAACGUCUUACUUGUACCCAAAGUGGACAGACAUUGCCACAGAGGGCCCAGUCGACGAUGCACAUGAUGCCGCUAGUGUAGAUGAUCAGUCUCUGUAUGAAAGAGGAGCUCGGUCUGAAUACAAUGCAAGCAUCAAUACUCAGGGAAACGAUGCAGCUCUUGAGCAGGAACGGGAGCAAUAUGAGGACGAGCAACAACAACAGCAGCAACAGCAUAAAAAUGACGAUGUCCAAGACGUGCACGACGAAAAUUUGUCCUCUUCGUCUACAGAGGAGAGGCAGCAGGAGGAAGGGGGAGAUAAGGAAACAGACAAUGGGAAAAUGGAUGACGAGACGGAAGACCGUGCACAGUCCAGACUAGCCGACAAAGGGGUGCUUCCUUGUGAUAACAUAGAACGUAUUGAGAAGGAGGAGACAGAUGAUAUCAGAGGCGACAGUAACCCUACCACUACUGCUUCUGCUGUUGCUAGCUCCACUACCAACAACGCUUUGGACAACGCAAACAACACAACUGGCUCUAGCACAAGCACUAGCACAAGCACAAGCACAAAUGCCAACAGCACUAAUUCCAAUCCCUCGUCUCCAUAUGAUGAUGACACACAUCAUCGACAUCACCAUCAGCUUCUUCACCCAUUCGAAUCGUUGGAACCUUAUUCGCCCCUCUUAGAUCCAUCUACGGAUGGUCAGGAUCAAUUUGAGUAUGGACUCUAUGAGCUCCAGUACAUCCCCAACAUCCACCACCUAUUGCCUCACCAGUUCCUGCCUACACGUGAGUCCUUCAUUGUCCAUUUGGAUGAGGACCGUCCCACAUUGGCUUCACCAGUUCCCAUCCAUUCAAAACGCAGUGAAUGUCGGUGUCAGCUCAUGAUGCGCAAGGUUUUGAUGCAGCGUGAUCUUCUCCAGGUAUGGCCUCCUGUUCCACCUGUCCGAACCCUUCAAGAGCGACAGCAAGAAGCCGAAGAAGAAGCUCAUAUGAUGAAGAUCAAGCAAAAAGUACAGAUGCAAACCAAGAACUGGAGAGAAACUCUUCACACUCAAGUUGUCGCCUGCGGUUAA
Messenger RNA from Lobosporangium transversale, 1845 nucleotides. RefSeq lists its product as hypothetical. The record is from RefSeq and is a predicted model, not a curated record. NCBI's taxonomy places the organism in Eukaryota, Fungi, Mortierellomycota, Mortierellomycetes, Mortierellales, Mortierellaceae. The coding region runs from base 1 to 1845 and encodes 614 amino acids. The transcript has a single exon.